GUUAAAUUCCCGUUAAUAGUAAAUGAUAAACUCUUUCUUGAUUACCAUUAGAGACUACAAUAACCUACUUUGUGUUUUCCUUCUACUUACUAGAGUAGCUUCGACUGACUAUGUUCUACCUGCUUCCAAAUUGGCGAAAUUGCGAAAAUGCCCGUUUACGCCAGACUGUCAAUGAGGAAUUUCUUCGGGGGUUGACAGAUUUGAAAUCCACUGGGACUCUGUGCGAUGUGAUUUUGAAAGGACUGGAGGAAGGCGCCAUUGGCAUUCCAUGCCAUCGUGUCGUCCUCAGCGCACACAGCAGUUAUUUUCGCACCAUGUUCACAUCCGAGUGGAAAGAGAGGUGCCAGUCGGAGAUCCAGCUAAAGAACAUUCCCCACCGCACGCUCAACGAGUUGAUAAGUUAUUCCUACACGAUGGAAAUCAGUAUUCACGAUGAGAAUGUCCAGCACGUCCUAACUGCAGCAUUGUUCCUGAAUAUCGCCCCGGUGGCCCAAAUGUGCUGGGAUUUUGUGGAACGUCACCUGGAUGCCUCCAGUUGUUUGUUGGUGCACUGUAUGGCGGAAAAGCAUAAUAAUCAUGAUCUGGCAGAGAAAUCUAGAACCAUUGUCCUUCGCCACUUCGUUCCCGUUUCACAGAGCGUAGAUUUUUUAUUGGUGGACGCCGAGAAGAUUUCCGAGCUAAUCGAAUGUGAUGCUCUGCACGUGGAGAAGGAAGAUGAAGUUUUUCAUGCUGUCAAGCGUUGGUUUGAUCACGAUCCCGCUGGACGAAAGCAGCAUUUGUCAGACAUUAUGCAGUUUGUUCGAGUGACCUUUCUCGAUCCCCAGUGUCUUGAGGAAUAUUUCUUGGCUCUUCUGAAUGGCUUCCUUAUGGCACCAGGCGCAGAAUCGUCAAUUCGAGCCGGGAACAUCAGUGAAUUACCGGGUCGACGAGGGGAAGCAGCAGCGUCCCGAUGCCGACCGAGAGAAUCGUACGGUUUGCCUAAACUGAUUGUGUGUCUUGGUGGCGACGACAAGAAAGAGCGACCUCUGGACGAAGUGGUUGUAUUCAGUCCCUCGAUGUCAACAAUAAGUUGCCUCAAACGACUGCCGGGUACAGUCACACACUGCGGUGUAGCGGUAUUGGACGACACCUCGAUCUUCGUAUGCGGAGGAAUGCAACGGGCAAACAUGGACAGUACACAAGAAGUCUGGCGAUACGAUGCAACCAGCAAUGAGUGGAAGGAUGUGGCGCCAAUGAUUCAUCGACGCUCCUGCCACGGUGUGGCUGCGCUCAACGGUCGCAUUUAUGCUGUGGGGGGAAGUCAUUAUAAUGAGAUUCAUCAGUGGUCUAAGUUGUAUUCGGUGGAAUGCUUCAAUCCUCGAAGAAACUCUUGGCAGUUAAUGCCCAACUUACCGCUUGCCUUGGAGGAUGUCGCUAUGGUUGCAUUCAAGGAUCGGCUGUAUUUAUUCGGAGGAGAGUCGCAUUCCGGAAUUAGCAAUAAAGUCUUCUGCUACGAUCCAGUUGUGGAAGCUUGGAGUCAAAUGGCCGAUAUGCCCACCGGUCGACGGUGGUGCACUGCUUGUGUUGGCCCGAAGGAAUUGAUUUAUGUGAUGGGUGGAAAUGCUGGGGAACCGAGGGAAUGUUUGCGCUGCACAGAAGCCUUCGAUCCAAGCGCUAAUAAAUGGCUGAAGAAAGGUAAUAUCAUCAAGAGGCGUAAUCAGCCUGGAAGCGCGUUCGUGGACGGCAAGAUGUACAUUUUCGGGGGGUGGUCUAAGAACACUACGAACCCUGCAGCCAGUAACUGUAAUAGCUCGAUUGAGGUCUACGAUGAAGCUAUGGACACAUGGACUCUGCAUGGAGUCGGACUGCCAAAGGCGAAGAGCGCUUUCGGUUGUGCGGUGAUAGCGUUAAAGAAAGGUAUGCGUUUAGUUGAUUCCAGCGGUUAAGAGAAUCUGACGUUCGAUUAAUGAAGUGGACUACAAAUCUACAAAUGUCCAGGAGAUGACGGAUGUCGAUAACAGUAAUCACUGCUUUUUCUGUGUUGAUAUUUUCUAUGCUGCCUUAUGAAUAAUAACUUUGUACACAAAACACACCGAACUAAUUUUGUUACGGAAGGAAGUUGUUGUGUACGUAUGGAUUUUUAUUGUCUCUCUUGUUGUAGUUAACACUUAACACCCUAGU
Molecule: messenger RNA, 2160 nt
Organism: Paramacrobiotus metropolitanus
Lineage: Eukaryota; Metazoa; Tardigrada; Eutardigrada; Parachela; Macrobiotidae
Product: kelch-like protein 3
Exons: 8
Coding region: 111-1925 (604 amino acids)
Molecular function (GO): protein binding
Source: RefSeq, a predicted model, not a curated record